Messenger RNA from Nannochloropsis gaditana CCMP526, 825 nucleotides. RefSeq names its product telomerase cajal body protein 1. The annotation marks the transcript as partial. Gene Ontology annotation, molecular function: protein binding. The record is from RefSeq and is a predicted model, not a curated record. The transcript has 2 exons.
AUGGAUGCCCGAUCCGAUCCGCUCAGCGCCUGCUUCCUGUCCAGCAGUCGGGACCAUCCGAUCCACCUGUGGGACGCGUACACGGGCGGACUGCGGGCGUCGUACCGUGCAUACAACCACAUGGACGAGUUGACCUCGGCGCAUUCCCUGGCCUUCACCCCUGGCGGGGACAAGAUCUUUGCCGGCUUUGAACGGAUCCUCCGGGUCUUCGACACGGCCCGACCGGGGAGGGACCACGAGGACCGUCCGACCCGCCCUCAUAAGCGAAGCCCAGAGCGGGGCUUGAACGGGAUCAUUUCCACCAUUGCCUUUAGCCCGUUGGACGCAGCGCCAGGGAUGUUUGUGGCGGGUUCUUUCUCCGGUUCCAUGGCCCUCUACGACUACCGUAUGAGAGGGGACUCCCUCCUCCUGUGGCCCGACCCGCAUCAAGGCCAGGGUCUGACCACGCUUCGCCUCUCCUACGACGGGCGCCUGCUCUUCUCCGGGGCCCGGAAAAAUGGUCAUGUCCAUUGUUGGGACCUGCGGAAAGGCACCUUGCUCUCCUCCUUUGCGCGCAACGCGUCGAGUAAUCAAAGGCUGGGCAUAGACUUGGAUCCAGCGGGGCGGUUUCUGGCCACGGGGAAUCGUGGAGAAGGAAAAGCACUCGUGUACGACUUGAGCACCGGAAAGGAGGUUGCAGGCCUAGGCCCCUUGAAGGACACGGCCAGCGACGUAAGUUUCCAUCCGUAUGCGGGUUUGGUGGCAGUUGGCAUGGGAGAACGGCACUGGGAGUUUGAGAGCGAAGAUGAUGAGGAAGAAGAAAUACUUGGGGAGGGCGUAAUGGCC